Messenger RNA from Hyalella azteca, 962 nucleotides. RefSeq names its product ATP-dependent RNA helicase DDX55-like. NCBI's taxonomy places the organism in Eukaryota, Metazoa, Arthropoda, Malacostraca, Amphipoda, Hyalellidae. The record is from RefSeq and is a predicted model, not a curated record. The transcript has 3 exons. Gene Ontology annotation, molecular function: nucleic acid binding; ATP binding. Bases 255 to 962 code for a protein of 235 amino acids. Gene Ontology annotation, cellular component: nucleolus.
CUAUAUAAAACGUAUGAAAAAUUUUGCAAAAUUGUUUGCAUAUUUACUUCAAGUAAAGCUGCCCAAUUUGAUAGAUUUUGAUGAUUCAUUUUUUUUGCAUUCAUUUGCAAAAUAUUUUAGUCCAUGAAAUUUCCAUAGGUGCUGAUUUCAACUAGGAUCUUGUCUGAAAUUUCUUAGUAGGGAACAUACAGACCAAGCGAGCAAUUUGUUGCAUUCAUUUCUGUUAACCGGAUUGUGCUCAUCUCAACUGAGUCAUGGAUGCGUUAUGGGAGUGCCUGUCCCCUCCUCUACUUCCUGCCGUAGCCGCCGGCGUCAAGGAGUUUGGUUUCGCCAAGAUGACGCCCGUACAGGCUGCUUGUAUCCCUCGUAUGUUGAGCUACCAAGACGUGGCUGCCGAGGCUGUCACAGGUAGUGGUAAAACUCUAGCGUUUUUGGUACCGACUCUUCAAAUGAUACUUCGAAGAGAAGACCCCAUCAAGAAGUACGAGGUUUAUGCUAUGAUUUUGUCACCCUCGCGAGAGUUGGCUUCGCAAAUACAUGAAGUUCUUCAGGUGUUGCUCAAACACAGCAAAAAAGUGUCGUCACUGUUACUCGUCGGUGGAGGAAACGUGUCUGAAGACGUUGCAAAGUUUGAAAGUAAUGGCGGUCACAUCAUCGUCGGCACACCUGGAAGAAUUGAGGAUAUCUUCAACAGAUGUGAAUCUGGUGGCACAAGCUUGAGACUUGCUUGCAAGGCGUUGGAAGUCUUAAUAUUAGACGAAGCUGAUUUACUCCUAGAAAUGGGUUUUACCGAGACAAUCAACACAAUACUUGCAUACCUUCCCAAACAGAGAAGAACUGGGCUGUUUUCUGCUACUCAAACUUCGGACGUGGUCAAUCUUAUCAGGGCUGGCCUUAGAAACCCUGUUCAGAUUAGGGUGAGGCAAACUUCCGCCGACAUCACUAUGUUAUGUUCGGUAUAG